ACUAAAGGACGAUGCUUCUAGAUUAAAUCAAAACACAUAAACAAUGUUUACUACAAUGGAUGUAUAUGAUGCAGCUUUAUCGAUUGGUCGUGAAUGUCAAUUAAUUGUUGAUGAAUAUGGUGAUGAUAUAUUAAGGGAUAUAAUGCCAAAAAUAGUUUAUAUUUUGGAAGAAUUAGAAGCAUGUACUAGUUAUUGUGAUAAAGAAAAAGAAGAAAUUGCACGUCUUCAAACAGUUGCAGAUGAACUUCGUGAAGAUCAAAAAUCUGAUAUUAUACAAAAAGAUAAAUAUGAUAAAAGUUUAGAACAAAUUGAACAAAGUUGGUAUUGUGAAAGUCAAAAAUUAUUACAAGAAAUUGCUGAAUUAGAACAAGAAAAUGUUCGUUUAACACAUCAAUUAAUUUCUACUUGUCAUAAAGAAAUUAAAGAAGAGAAAGAUUUUGAUAUUUUACAAAAAUGUGUUGUAUGUAACGAGUCGGGCGAUAAUUGUUCCAUAUGUCAUCAUUCAAAAGUAGGUGCUUUUCUAUUAGCAACAGCAAAGCUGGGUCCUGAAAUUGUUUCAACUAAUCUUGACAUGGAUAAAAUUUAUGAUAAAUUAAAAAAUAAACAAAAUGAAGAAGAAUUAUCAAAUAUGAUGUCUAGUUUAUUGAUUGAAACAGAAGAAAGAAUACAAUUAACUGAACAAGAAAAUCGUGUAGCUGAUCUUCAAUUAAUUCAACAAUUAAAAGAAUGUGUAGCAAUUAAUUAUAAGACUGCACGACAAAUUCGUCGUGAUUUAACUGAAACCGGUGCUUCAUUAGAUGCAUCCGAAGAAGAAGUUUGUCGUUUAGCUCGUCAAAGUGGUCAAUUAAUGGCAUCUUGUGCUCCACAUAGACGUCAAACUGGUCAAUUAGUCGCUGAGAAAGCUACACUUGAAACAAAAUUAUGCAUAAAAGAACGUGAAUUAGCUAAUUUAUUGAAAGAUUUAUCAACUAGCGACUUGUCACAUGAUGAUAAAUCUGGAAUAAUGUCGAAUACAUGUGAAUCAAUUUUACAAAUACCGGCUGGACAAGGUUUAGAAUCGAUUAGUUUAGAAAAUGCAUCCAAUACAACUGAUAAAUAUAUUUCUGUAGAAGAAUUACGCUAUUUAUUACAUGAACGAAAUGAAUUGAAAUGUCGAUUAAUUGAAUUGGAAGAAGAAUUAAAAAUAUUAGAAUUAGAAAAUCAAAAAGAUCCUGAUGUAGAAGGACCUAUGUGGCCUGAACCAGCUGAAAAACUUUAUCCAACUUGGAAAAAAAAUCAUCCAACUAUUAAAACUAUCUUUCAAAAUCUUCUACAACGACUCACUGAACGUACAACAUCCUUAUUAUAAUCAAUAAAAAAUAGUGCGUUAUUCCUUCCUCUCUCUAACCCCUAUUUCCUCCUUUGUUAAAUGGAUGAAAAACAUUCCUACAAUAAAACUCGCUUGAGUCAAUCAACAAUCUAUGCUGCAUUUAUUAUUAUAAUUCUACUGAGUAUUUAUUGAUUUAUUUCAUCAGUCAUGAUAAGUUUAAACUGCUUCAUUUUGCAUGAAUUAAUUAUUUUCAAUUGCAUAAUAUACAUGAAUGAUAAUGUAUUAACAAGAAUUAUGAUCAAAAUUAUUUAUUAUUAUUAUUAUUCUAUGUGAUAUGUGCAUUUAAACUAAAUUUAAUUUUUAUUGUGAUUUUUUUUAUGUUGUCUUGUCUUAAUGUUUUGUAAAAUUUCAUUUUUAUUUAAUUAUACUACUUUAUUUCAAUUAUCAGUAGCUUCUCUAGUUAUGCUAUAAUUUAUUUCGAAAUAUAUAUACGUGUAUUUGUU
This is a messenger RNA of Schistosoma turkestanicum, 1812 nucleotides long. The record is from the annotation of a GenBank genome assembly. Lineage: Eukaryota; Metazoa; Platyhelminthes; Trematoda; Strigeidida; Schistosomatidae.